Molecule: messenger RNA, 2238 nt
Organism: Saccharomyces eubayanus
Lineage: Eukaryota; Fungi; Ascomycota; Saccharomycetes; Saccharomycetales; Saccharomycetaceae
Gene: NMD2
Product: Nmd2p
Exons: 1
Coding region: 1-2238 (745 amino acids)
Biological process (GO): nuclear-transcribed mRNA catabolic process, nonsense-mediated decay
Cellular component (GO): cytoplasm; exon-exon junction complex
Molecular function (GO): RNA binding; protein binding
Source: RefSeq, a predicted model, not a curated record
AUGAUCACAAACCAGGCCCUACCACCCAACCAACGAUUGUGGGAAAAUGAAGAAAUAAGAAAAUUUUAUGAAAUUUUACCAGAUAUCUCUAAAACUGUGGAAGAAUCACUGGCCAUUAAGAUAGAAAAAGACUCAAAUUCAAACUCCAAGAAUAUUAACUUAUUUUUCACAGACUUGGAAAUGGCUGACUCUAAAGAUAUAAUAGACGAACUUUCAAAUAGAUACUGGUCAUCGCAUUUGGACAAUAAAGCCACAAGAAACCGAAUAUUGAAAUUCUUCAUGGAGACACAAGACUGGAGCAAGCUGUCGGUAUAUUCUAGGUUUAUGGCAACAAACAGUAAAUAUAUGCCUGAAAUUGUUGCAGAAUUUAUUAAUUACCUGGACAAUGGUUUCAGAAACCAAUUGCACUCAAAUAAGAUUAAUGUAAAAAACAUCAUCUUCUUCAGUGAAAUGAUCAAGUUCCUAUUGAUACCGUCGUUUAUGAUUUUCCAUAAGAUAAGAACAUUAAUCAUGAAUAUGCAAGUUCCAAACAAUGUAGAAAUUUUGACCAUUUUAUUGGAACAUUCAGGAAAAUUUCUGCUGAAUAAACCAGAAUACAAGGAAUUAAUGGAGAAAAUGGUUCAAUUAAUUAAAGACAAAAAAAAUGACAGGCAAUUGAACAUGAACAUGAAGGGUGCCUUGGAAAACAUAAUAACCCUACUUUAUCCACCUUCUGUAAAGUCUUUAAAUGUGAUGGUAAGAACAUUAACCCCAGAACAACAAUUUUAUCGCAUUUUAAUCAGGAGUGAACUUAAUAACCUGGAUUUCAAACACAUUGUUAAGCUAGUUCGUAAAGCCCAUUGGACAGAUCCGGCCAUCAAGAAAACACUAUUCUCUCUGUUUUCGAAGCCACAUAAGGUGAGCUAUCAAAACAUCCCCGUUUUGACCAAAGUUUUAGGUGGUUUAUACAGUUACCAUCGUGACUUUGUCAUCAGAUGUAUAGACCAAAUAUUGGAGAAUAUUGAGCGGGGUUUAGAGGUCAACGAUUAUGGACAAAAUAUGCAUAGAGUUUCAAAUGUAAGAUAUUUGACCGAAAUUUUCAAUUAUGAAAUGAUAAAGUCCGACGUUUUGUUGGAUACAAUUUACCACAUUAUCAGGUUUGGUCACAUAAAUAAUCAACCCAACCCUUUCUAUUUGAAUGAUUCAGAUCUACCUGAUAACUAUUUCAGAAUUCAGUUGGUUACUACGAUUCUACUAAAUAUCAAUAGGACACCAGCAGCAUUUACAAAAAAAUGUAGAGUUUUGUUAAGGUUCUUGGAAUACUAUAUUUUCACCAAGGAACAGCCUCUGCCCAAGGAGACACAGUUCAGGGUAUCAAAUACUUUUAAAAAAUAUGAAAGUAUUUUCGACAAUUCCAAGUUUGAAAGAUCGGAGAACCUGGUGGAAAGUGCUUCGAGACUGGAAAGUUUACUAAAAUCAUUAAACUCUACGAAGAGCAAAAAUACUGAGUCCGAAGGAUCCGCCGCAAGUAAAGAAGCCAUAACCUCCGUCGAGGUAAUUGCUGAAGAUGACGAGGAGGAGGAUGAUGAUGAAAAUGAUGAUGGUGUUGAUUUAAUCGGAGAAGAUGAAGACGUGGAAACAAGUGCACCAGAUAUUGAGUCUACGUUAGGGAAACCCGAAGAAAAACGAGAAGAAAGUGAGGAUGACGAAGAAGACGACGACGACGAUGACGACGACGACGAUGACGACGAUGACGAUGAUGACGAUGACGAUGAUGAUGAAGACAGCGAUUCAGACAUGGAAUAUGGUGGUGACCUUGAUGCGGAUAGAGAUAUUGAGAUGAAAAGAAUGUAUGAAGAGUACGAGAAGAAAUUGAAGGAUGAAGAAGAAAGAAAAGCGGAAGAAGAAUUAGAAAGGCAAUUUCAGCAAAUGAUGCAAGAAUCUAUGGACGCGAGAAAGAGUGAAAAGAUUGUUGUCAACAAAAUACCAGUAAUAUCGAAACCCAUUAAUGUUCAAAAACMCUUAUUAUUGAAAAAGAAUGAGGAGCUUUCUUCAAAGGUGGAAGCUGACCAAAAAUUAUCUAAGCCAAAGAAAAUUGCAUUUACAUUUUUAACUAAAAGUGGUAAGAAAACACAAUCAAGAGUUUUACAGUUACCAACAGAUGUGAAGUUCGUUUCUGAUGUUCUUGAAGAAGAAKAAAAGUUAAAGACUGAAAGAGACAAAAUUAAAAGAAUUGUCUUGAAACGCUCUUUUGAUUGA